Haliotis rufescens (red abalone) is the source of this 1582-nucleotide messenger RNA. Its product is annotated as salivary glue protein Sgs-4-like. The transcript is spliced from 2 exons. The record is from RefSeq and is a predicted model, not a curated record. The coding region runs from base 1 to 843 and encodes 280 amino acids. NCBI's taxonomy places the organism in Eukaryota, Metazoa, Mollusca, Gastropoda, Lepetellida, Haliotidae.
AUGCGAGGAUUCCAGAUAGUAAUCGUGUCAAUAUUUACGAAAUACCAUCCAUAUUUUUAUGAAAAUCUACAUGUGAGUGCACUGAGGUGCAAUCUAAGCGCACCGAGGAUCAAACUAAGUGCACUGAGGAUCAAUCUAAGCGCACCGAGGUGCAAUCUAAGCACACCGAGGUGCAAUCUAAGCACAACGAGGUGCAAUCUGAGCGCACCGAGGUGCAAUCUAAGCGCACUGAGGUGCAAUCUGAGCGCACCGAGGAUCAAUCUUAAGUGCACCGAGGUGCAAUCUGAGCGCACCGAGGAUCAAUCUGAGCGCACCGAGGAUCAAUCUAAGUGCACCGACGUGCAAUCUAAGCACACCGAGGUGCAAUCUAAGCACACCGAGGUGCAAUCUGAGCGCACCAAGGAUCAAUCUAAGCGCGCUGAGGUGCAAUCUAAGUGCACCGAGGUGCAGUCUAAGCACACUGAGGUGCAAUCUAAGCGCACUGAGGUGCAAUCCAAGUGCACCGAGGAUCAAACUAAGCGCACCAAGGUUCAAUCUAAGCGUGCUGAGGUGCAAUAUAAGCGCACCAAGGUGCAAUCUAAGCGCCCCGAGGUGCAAUCUGAACACACCGAGGUGCAAUCUGAGCGCACCGAGGUGCAAUCUAAGCACACCGAGGUGCAAUCUGAGCGCACUGAGGAUCAAUCUAAGCGCGCUGAAUUGCAAUCUAAGUGCACCGAGGCGCAGUCUAAGUGCACCGAGGUACAGUCCAAGCACACUGAGGUGCAAUCUAAGCGCACUGAGGUGCAAUCCAAGUGCACUGAGGAUCAAACUAAGCGCACCAAGGUUCAAUCUAAGCGUGCUUAGGUGCAAUCUAAGCGCACCAAGGUGCAAUCUAAGCGCCCGAGGUGCAAUCUGAACACACCGAGGUGCAAUCUGAGCGCACAGAGGUGCAAUCUAAGCACACCGAGGUGCAGUCUAAGCGCACCGAGGUGCAAUCUGAGCGCACCGAGGAUCAAUCUAAGCGCACCGAGGUGCAAUCUAAGCACACCGAGGUGCAAUCUGAGCGCACCGAGGAUCAAUCUAAGCGCACCGAGGUGCAAUCUAAGCACACCGAGGAUCAAUCUAAGCGCGCUGAGGUGCAAUCUAAGUGCACCGAGGCGCAGUCUAAGUGCACCGAGGUGCAGUCUAAGCACACUGAGGUGCAAUCUAAGCGCACUGAGGUGCAAUCCAAGUGCACUGAGGAUCAAACUAAGCGCACCAAGGUUCAAUCUAAGCGUGCUGAGGUGCAAUAUAAGCGCACCAAGGUGCAAUAUAAGCGCACCAAGGUGCAAUCUGAACGCACCGAGGUGCAAUCUGAGCGCAACGAGGAUCAAACUAAGUGCACUGAGGUGCAAUCUAAGCUCAUCGAGGUGUAAUCUAAGCGCACCGAGAUGCAAUCUGAGCGCACCUAGGAUCAAACUAAGUACAAUUUAAAUUUUUAAGGUCCUUCCUGCACCUGAAGGCACAUCUCACGAAAUGACAGAAAGUUGUGAGGCGCCCUUUUACUAUUCAUUCCUGAUUUUAUUCAGGAUAAGAUUCAUUUUGUCAAUAAUUUGUUUAUUGA